Lottia gigantea (owl limpet) is the source of this 987-nucleotide messenger RNA. RefSeq lists its product as hypothetical. The record is from RefSeq and is a predicted model, not a curated record. NCBI's taxonomy places the organism in Eukaryota, Metazoa, Mollusca, Gastropoda, Lottiidae. The transcript has 2 exons. The coding region runs from base 1 to 987 and encodes 328 amino acids.
AUGAACAAUUUUAGCAUAACUAAUUUAAAGUCUCCGGAAAACGAUAAUGACGCCGUUCACAAGAAAUAUUUACGGGAACAAAUAAAUUCAAUUGAAGUAAAUAAAAACCAUUUAGAAGAUAAAAUAAGUAAUGUGAAAAGAUUCUUCAAACGUCAACUAAAUAAUAAAAAUUUUAUUAAUGAUACUAAACUACAACAAGAGGUAAAAAGAGUAAUAAGUUUUAUUCAAAAAGAAUUGGUCAACGUAGCGAAUAAAACUGAGUUACAAAAUUUAAUUUCAUUAAUAUCUAAGAUUGCAAAACAAAAAUUAGACAUUCAACAAUUGAUAGAUAACAUUCCAGAUGAAAAUGAAGAUACGUUUCAACAGGAAUUAAAUGCUCUGGAAACUAAACUUAACAGUGAAUUACAAAAAGAACUAACAAAUAUUAAACAACAAAUACAAAACAUAGAUGAUAGCGAAAUCAAAACCUAUAUUCAACAACUAAUACAAAACAUAGAUGAUAGCGAAAUCAAAACCUAUAUUCAUCAACAAAUACAAAAUAUUGAUGAUAGUGUUAUUCAACAACAGAUUACCACUAUUAAUAACCUAGUUUUAAAACAGGACAAAAAUAUAGUCGCAUUAGAAAAAAAGUUUAUCAAUGGUACGAAAAAUGUAGAAACUAAAGAAUUAGAAAUUAACGAUGAAAACAGCAAGAGAGAUCACUUAUAUGAAAUUAAAACAAGUGGAAAAUAUAUAGAUAAGUUUAGAAUGUUAAUCAUACCAGAUAAUGAAGAAGAUGAACUUUCAUUGAGUAAUUUUGACACGUUAUUGGAAACGGAAACUCCACCAUCAGCAAGUAUUAUUAGAAAUCCAAAACCACAAAAAGAAAUAAUCAAUUAUCAGUUUUUACGAGCAACAGACUUUGAAUACGUAAAACUAUAUUUUGUUGAUAAUGAUAUAUUUACCUCAAUCGAUAUUCAAAAAAGUCAACAACAAAAAUAUUUUUAA